Molecule: messenger RNA, 2278 nt
Organism: Betta splendens (Siamese fighting fish)
Lineage: Eukaryota; Metazoa; Chordata; Actinopteri; Anabantiformes; Osphronemidae
Gene: impdh2
Product: IMP (inosine 5'-monophosphate) dehydrogenase 2
Exons: 15
Coding region: 329-1945 (538 amino acids)
Biological process (GO): GTP biosynthetic process
Cellular component (GO): cytoplasm
Molecular function (GO): IMP dehydrogenase activity
Source: RefSeq, a predicted model, not a curated record
CGGACGUGCGUCACUGGCGGAAACGCUGUCAAACCGUUGCACGUGUCUGAUGGACCUGCAGAAAGAACACGUGCACCUUGUCCUGACUGGCUGACAAGCCUGUAACGGACCGGUGUCACCUCAGCACCGACGUACUCCGCACACUUUGGUACCGGUGCUAGCACGCAACACGAACCACGGCCUACGGGUGGGCGGUUAACUCACCGAGCGAGAGUCACCGCUCAGCAGCGGAAAGUUCCCGCCGCCCGCGCGCGCUUUGGACCCGGCUGCCACCCGAACGGCUCGUUGCGUUGAUCCAUUCACCGCUGAGGGGCACCAGUCGGGCGUCAUGGCGGACUACCUGAUCAGCGGCCAGACCGGCUACGUCCCGGACGACGGGCUGACGGGACAGCAGCUGUUCAACGGGGGAGACGGGCUCACGUACAAUGACUUUCUAAUUCUGCCGGGCUACAUCGACUUCACAGCAGAUCAAGUGGACUUGACCUCAGCGCUCACAAAGCAGAUCACCAUGAAAACGCCCUUCGUGUCCUCUCCCAUGGACACCGUCACUGAGGCCAACAUGGCCGUCGCUAUGGCACUAACGGGAGGCAUCGGCUUCAUCCAUCACAACUGCACCCCAGAGUUCCAGGCCAAUGAAGUCAGAAAAGUCAAGCGUUAUGAGCAGGGCUUCAUCACUGACCCUGUGGUGAUGAGCCCCAAUGAGCGCGUACGGGACGUCUUCCAGGCCAAAGCCCGCCACGGCUUCUGUGGCAUUCCCAUCACAGAUAAUGGGAAAAUGGGCGGCAAGUUGGUAGGCAUCAUCUCUUCCAGAGACAUUGAUUUCCUGAGGCCAGAGGACCACAAUCUUCCACUCAGCGAGGUGAUGACAAAGCGAGAAGAUCUAGUGGUGGCUCCUGCUGGAGUGACACUGAAAGAAGCGAAUGAAAUUCUCCAGAGGAGUAAGAAAGGUAAACUGCCCAUAGUGAAUGAAGAGGGAUCUCUGGUGUCCAUCAUCGCACGCACUGACCUGAAGAAGAACAGAGACUUCCCGCUGGCCUCCAAAGACUCACGAAAACAACUGCUGUGUGGUGCUGCCAUCGGCACGCACAACGAUGACAAGUAUCGACUGGACCUGCUGGUGCAGAGCGGGCUGGAUGUGGUCGUACUGGACUCGUCUCAGGGAAACUCGGUCUUCCAGAUCAACAUGAUCAAAUAUAUCAAAGAAAAGUAUCCCAGCCUACAGGUCAUCGGUGGCAACGUGGUGACUGCAGCUCAGGCCAAGAACCUGAUCGAUGCUGGCGCAGAUGCACUAAGAGUUGGGAUGGGCAGCGGCUCCAUCUGCAUCACGCAGGAAGCUCCCCUCAGUAUUCCACCAGCAAUAAAGCUCCACAGCCCCAAAACCCCAACCACUGUCACAGGAUACUCCAUGCUGGCGUGCGGCCGACCCCAGGCCACAGCGGUCUAUAAGGUUUCUGAGUACGCUCGGCGCUUCGGCGUGCCGGUCAUCGCCGACGGCGGCAUCCAGACUGUUGGACACGUGGCCAAGGCCCUGGCACUGGGAGCAUCCACAGUGAUGAUGGGCUCACUCCUGGCUGCCACUAGUGAAGCUCCCGGUGAAUAUUUCUUCUCUGAUGGCAUCAGGCUGAAGAAGUACCGCGGCAUGGGCUCCCUAGACGCUAUGGACAAAAACCUGGGCUCUCAGACGCGAUAUUUCAGUGAGUGCGACAAGAUCAAAGUUGCUCAGGGUGUUUCGGGAGCAGUGCAGGACAAAGGCUCCAUCCACAAGUUUGUUCCCUACCUGCUGGCUGGCAUUCAGCACUCCUGUCAGGACAUCGGGGCCAAGAGCCUCACACAGCUCAGAUCUAUGAUGUACUCUGGAGAUCUGAAAUUUGAAAAGAGAACGGCGUCGGCCCAAAUGGAGGGGGGCGUGCACAGCCUUCACAGUUACGAGAAGCGUCUGUUUUGAGACGAAGCCAGUCGCACAUGGAGAUUCCUUCCAACAGACACUACGCCAGGGCGUCUGUAUUCAUACUGUACACACGCACAAGUAACUACUUCAAAUUAGAAUUUAAGAAGAGGUUUCACACUGUUCCAAGGAGCCGUCAGUCUUCCUGUCAGGGCCAUCUAUGCAUUGUCUGUGAUUAGUUAAGCUGUGUGUGAAGGAGGGAAACCAAGCAUUUAUCAAUCAGUGCACGUGUGAUUGAGUCCUCCGAUGCCUUCCAUGUUGGUAAAAUGUUGUGUACUACUGUUUAUUUGAAAAAAACUAAUUGUCCUGUAAUAAAGCAGAUUUUUUCCACAA